AUGAUAACUGAUAAGGAAUUGUGCGCUGAUUUUAAAAACCAUCAUCGUAAAAGAUUAGCUCCUAAACGAUAUGAUUGUAAUGCCACAACCCAAGCUGAAUUCACAAUGCAUCUAUUUUAUAGAAAAGAAUUUAAAAUGGUUCUAGAUACCCUAUUAAAACUAACAAAUGAUAAUUUAAAAUCAUGUAUUUCUUCUAUUCAACCAUUAUUUACUCAACCAUUUAAUAAAAGCAAUAUUCCUUUUUGUUUGUUCCCACCAAGCAGUGUAGGUGCUUACCUUCUAGAUUAUGAUUUAGUUCAAACAGAAUUAGAAAUAUUAUUUAGUAUGUUACAAGAAGAUAGAACAUUACCAUUUAAUUCUUUAAUGGAAAAAGCAGAAGAAGUAAAGCAUAUUUUACCAUGUGCUAAUCAAAUUUUUCGUUUAGCAUUGACUUCUUUUGUAACAGUCGCAUCAAACGAAAGAUCUUUUAGUAAACUAAAAUUGAUUAAAACAUAUCUUAGGUCAACAAUUUCUGAUGAGAGAUUAAACUCUUUAAUUGUAUUGGGAGUAGAAAAAGAUAUUGUUGACCUAUUGGAUAUAAAUAAAAUAGCACAUCAAUGGUCAAUUUUAAAAACCGACGUAUAUAAAUUUAGUGUUAAGUUUAUUAUAAUAUUUUUUUGUUGA
Molecule: messenger RNA, 663 nt
Organism: Macrosiphum euphorbiae (potato aphid)
Lineage: Eukaryota; Metazoa; Arthropoda; Insecta; Hemiptera; Aphididae
Source: the annotation of a GenBank genome assembly